Podospora pseudopauciseta is the source of this 2660-nucleotide messenger RNA. RefSeq lists its product as uncharacterized. The coding region runs from base 415 to 1356 and encodes 313 amino acids. The transcript has 3 exons. NCBI's taxonomy places the organism in Eukaryota, Fungi, Ascomycota, Sordariomycetes, Sordariales, Podosporaceae. The record is from RefSeq and is a predicted model, not a curated record.
GUUCAUCUUCCCCUUUUCUCCACUAUCUUCCCUACCGACCGGUGCCUCUCCGCAGCCUGGGUUGGUGCCCCGAGGGCAUUUUGCUUUGCUGGAAAUCCAGUUUAUCAAGAAUUCCUGAGUUGUGUCACCAGCUUCUCCUCCUACAGACGACCCUGGUGGUCAGUCCUCGCCACCUUGGAAGUCAAGGACCAUCAGACACUCUCGCAGGAGGCACCGAAGGACGGAUAUCUACAUCACGCAUUCUUCGAUCUCACCUGCCUUGUGUGGUCGAAGAAGUCCCCUUCAACCCAUCUACUUCCCGUCUCCGUCUGGUUGCCCUGCCCACCUGUAUUUACUGCCCCCUGAUUUACCUGGGUUGAUCUUGCAGUCAGCCAACCAUCACCCCCUGAUCUCACUGUAUGUGUAUUGUAAAAUAUGGCCGCAAUUGCUCCAAUGGAGAUGCCCGGCCCCGCCGCCAAUGUCAUCCCGCUGCAGUGCUUGAUCUGCCCCAAGAAGCCCACCUUUUCGGACCUCUCGCACCUCUUGACGCACAUCGCUUCCAAGAGCCACUUGUCCCAGAAAUUCAAAGUUGGCUUGCGACCUGACCCCGAGUCCAAGGCCGAUACUGCCGCCUACCUCGACUGGGAGGCUCGCUAUGGCAUCAAUGAUCUCCUGGCCGAGCGCUUGGCUAGUAAAGAGAAGAAGACUACUGGCAAGAAGAGAGCCCGGACCUUUGCUUCUGCCUCUGGGCCUCGAGACCGCCCUCAUGAUGAUGACACUGCUCUGAUGAUGGAUAGUAUCAAGAUCGAGCCUGAUGAGAUUCUUCACGCCCAAGCUAUAUACGGUUGGUCCUCUUCUUCAACACGUCAGGGGUACUUCGACAAUUCCGGCUUCCAGACCCCUACCACUCGUCGUUCUCGAGACAGCGCCACGCUUCCCAGCACCCCUCAGCAACAGCACAGCAUGAUUUUGAGAAGACGCCGCUUCCCAUCUGAGUCAACUGCUGUGAGUGGGACGACAUCUGAGCUCCUGUCCGAGAGCACCGAAAUGCCUGAAGACACCAAUGAGGGCGACAAUGCCACUAAGCUCAAGGGUAUUGUGUAUGAGGGAAUGGGGCUCUUUGAUUCUGCCACGACUCCGCAGAAGAAGAAGCGGAACCAGCGCAAAGACGCAUCUGUUUUGGUGAAGAUGCAGCAAACGUCGAGAGAUAUCACAUCCGUGGAGACAGUCUACGAGCUGACCGAGGAGGGUCUCAAGCGUUUGCGCGAGCGAGAUGUAUAUGACAGCCCUUCCGUUGAUGGCAGUCAGGUAUGUUGGCGGUUGUCAUUCCAUCCCAUUUUAGGCCAAAGAUCAAUACUAAUACGACCCCCAGGAUGAGGCGGAGCCUAGCAAGAAGAAGCGGGCUCGUCGUACGCUCACUACUGCCACUUCGAGACAAGCGCGCCGUUCUUCGGCCCGCCUAACCAGAAAGAUGACUGCGGCCCCCAAUGAUUUUCACAAGACAGAGCGACUUGAUGAAGUGGAUGAGGAUGCUGAUGGUGAGAUCGAUGACGAUGUCGGACCAGCCACCCACACCCAUCUCCCGGCGGAGACGUACGAUGUGUUCAGUGAUGGCCCCAAGCCGGCCUCUCAGCACUCUUGGAUGGGCGGCGGUUGGCAGAUGACCAACGGCCCGUUGGUGGCGACCCGCCAUCACAGCCCGAUGGAAGAUUAUGGGUGAGUAAAAGAAGCGACCUUCUCAAGUGUAUACUUCGAUGGCCGCUAAUAUGUUGCCAGGUAUGACAGCCGCCGGAGCAACGCGUUGCGCUCCAUGAGCACGAACCAUCCCUCGGAAGCGGUCAGGACCCAUUCGCCCUUCCACUUUCCCACUCGGGAUGCUGGUGCCUCUGCGUUCACCAGCCAGCCAUCCAUUCCUGCCGCCCCGUUCUAUCAUCCGCACGGGUUGUCGAAUGCCGGCACCUACACGGGCAACCCGUUGUGCGCCCAGCCUCGCCCAAUCUACUACAGCGCGGGCUACACGGGCUACACCACCGCCGACAUCAAGCCCCAGCCCGGCUUCCAGGCGGUCAACAUGACCCAGAACUUGGGCAACCUGGGCUACGGCUCGUACAACCAGGGCCAGUACUCGGCUGAUCAGCACGACAGCGUCAGCCAGGACUUCGAUCUCUGAGGUUGAGGAAGGGCAACGUUGGCCCUCAUCACUUGGGUUAGGGGCCAACACCUUCCUUCUGUACAUUACCAAGAUUUGCUCAGCCGGCGGCUCUGAGCUCAAGGAGCUGGCCUCUUCCUCUUCCAGAUGAUCGCGCGGGCGGAGUCUUUUUCGAGGGAGAAAAGCGAGUGCUCGCUUUCUGGCACGUCAGCUGUCAGAUCGACGGGGAGGGCGUGGGAACCCCCCACACGAACAAAGGCGUUUGAUCUCGUUUGAUUCCUAGCAUCCUCGACUGAAUCACUGAUAUUUGCAUGGUUGGAAGGCGGUUAGGAGGGAAAAUACAUGAACACGAUGGCUUUUACUUGGGGAAAAGUUUAUCUUCCAACCUAGGUAAUCGGGUUAUUAGCUUUCGGGAGGUUUCUUCUUUUUUUUUUUCGUCUUCUUACCAUUUAGCAACAAUAAGCUUGCGUUAGAUCAGAGAGGUCUUGGAGGGAUGGAUGCUAACAGAUAGUAUAGCCUUUAUAAAGCCCUA